UGAGAAGAAGCGAGUGGGAUGUGGCAGUAAUGUGCCGAUCUUUAUAAGAGGCAUUCGUUUUCAUAGUUAAAUAUUUUCAUUUACUUUAAGAGUGACGAUGCUGCUGUUUUGCCCAACUUGCGGGAAUGUGUUGAUUGUAGAGGAGGGACAAAAGUGUUACAGAUUUGCUUGUAACACAUGUCCGUAUGUCCAUAACAUCACGAGGAAGGUCAGCAACAGGAAAUAUCCCAAACUGAAGGAAGUGGAUGAUGUGCUAGGCGGAGCGGCAGCGUGGGAAAACGUGGACUCCACUGCGGAACCUUGUCCAAAGUGCGAGCACCCGCGGGCGUACUUCAUGCAGAUUCAGACGCGGUCAGCGGACGAGCCCAUGACCACCUUCUACAAGUGCUGCAACCAACAGUGUGGCCAUCGCUGGAGAGACUGAGCUACCUGGCCCUUUGUGGUCAUCACUGGUUCAGGAGCGCACAGCAGUGUUGUUGUGAAAUCUGAUUUCCAGCUAAUGGAAUACCUGUGACGCUGGUAUUUAGGGCUUUAAAAUUUCAAAGGACUGUGGAUUAUCGGAUUAUAUAAUAAUCCAUAGGCUACAUUAUUUAAGAGAAGUUUAAUUCAAUUAAGAUACAGGCCUCUAUGCAAGUGUGUAUGAUGCUGUAACAUGGGGCUGAU
This is a messenger RNA of Megalops cyprinoides (Indo-Pacific tarpon), 663 nucleotides long. It is a transcript of the gene polr3k, whose product is annotated as polymerase (RNA) III (DNA directed) polypeptide K. Gene Ontology annotation, biological process: termination of RNA polymerase III transcription; DNA-templated transcription. Gene Ontology annotation, cellular component: RNA polymerase III complex. The transcript has 3 exons. NCBI's taxonomy places the organism in Eukaryota, Metazoa, Chordata, Actinopteri, Elopiformes, Megalopidae. Gene Ontology annotation, molecular function: DNA-directed RNA polymerase activity; zinc ion binding; nucleic acid binding. Bases 98 to 424 code for a protein of 108 amino acids. The record is from RefSeq and is a predicted model, not a curated record.